This is a messenger RNA of Aphanomyces astaci, 552 nucleotides long. RefSeq lists its product as hypothetical. The coding region runs from base 1 to 552 and encodes 183 amino acids. The record is from RefSeq and is a predicted model, not a curated record. Lineage: Eukaryota; Oomycota; Saprolegniomycetes; Saprolegniales; Verrucalvaceae. The transcript is spliced from 3 exons.
AUGCCGAGCUUACCACAGCCAUCGCCCCAGCUGACCACCCCCACCAAGCGCGCGGUACCGUUUUCUUCGAUGGUCAACGGUCCCCCCGAGUCGCCGAUACAGGCAUCUUCUCCUUCCACCCCUCCAGCACCCAACGUCGUAUCGGUCUAUCGCCAGGCGUGCAACGCAGCCGAGGUCCUGGUGUUGUUCCAGGUCGUGACGUUGAGCUCCUUGAGCACUCGCGAUUUGGGGCCACGACUCAUGACGGCUCCCCAGCCGCGCACCCAAGUGAGCACGUCCGCCGGAACGAAUUUGGUGAAGUUUCCACUUGUCUACGCGUUGGAUCUGAAGCACAACAACCUCAACGCCAUCCAGAACUUCCAAUUACCGUUUUGCAUGCACUUCUAUCAGAUGGUCUCGGGGAAAAAGCUGCUCAAGCCUGGCAAAGCCGGCAUGAGCUACGCGCGCCCGGACACCUCCCGCCGGUUCUCCCAGUUCCGAUCACUUCACGACGCCCUCAUCCGCGACGGGGUUUCAACUGCCCCUACUUCACCCCGCCAACCCCUGGGUUGA